Molecule: messenger RNA, 306 nt
Organism: Arabis nemorensis
Lineage: Eukaryota; Viridiplantae; Streptophyta; Magnoliopsida; Brassicales; Brassicaceae
Source: the annotation of a GenBank genome assembly
AUGGUUUUCUCAAGCACUGCUCUGUUUCUCGCGAUUUCCCGCCAAUUCUCUGGAAACCAGACAUCAGAAGUCAAAGAUCAACCUUUGAUCCGUUCAUGUCUUUCUUCAGAGAAUGUGAAGGAACCGAAAGGAAACGGUGAAGAGUAUCGUCGUAAGAAGGAAUAUAACCGGAGAAUUGUACAAGAACCGAUGAAGAAACCGGAGAAAACCGGUUUGGUUUGUAGAAAUGAUAUGCCUGCAAACCGGAUUGCUCUGUAUAAUGGGAUUCUUAGAGACAGAGAUCAUAGACUUCAGUGUUCAUAUUGA